Molecule: messenger RNA, 1101 nt
Organism: Fomitopsis serialis
Lineage: Eukaryota; Fungi; Basidiomycota; Agaricomycetes; Polyporales; Fomitopsidaceae
Product: acid protease
Exons: 7
Coding region: 1-1101 (366 amino acids)
Biological process (GO): proteolysis
Molecular function (GO): aspartic-type endopeptidase activity
Source: RefSeq, a predicted model, not a curated record
AUGCUCUCCCCCUUCCUCGUCGUCCCCGUCGCGCUCGCGACCCAGCUCUCGCUCGUGGGAGCUGCCACCACCCUCGCGCUCUCGCCUGUCUCGGGCCGCUCUGGCGCAUACAUGCAGGGCGCGCCCGACGCGGGGCGUACACGCGUCACGCACAUGAAGGAGCGCGCAGCUCGCGUCGCGGGAUACGCAGAGGGCUCCACGACGAUCCCCGCCACGAACCUCGCGUAUGUGCAGUACACCGCAAACAUCGGCGUCGGGAGCCCGCCGACGUACUACAACAUCGUAGUGGACACCGGGAGCUCGAACACGUUUGUGGGCACGGGAAACCCGUACGUGAAGACCAGCACGAGCGUCCCGACCGGCCAGGAGGUCAACGUUACGUAUGGCUCAGGAUUCUUCUCCGGAUAUGAAUACCUGGACCAGGUGACGAUCGCGCCCGGCCUCGUGAUUGUGAAUCAGAGCAUAGGCGACGCGCUCGAGUACGCCGACUUCGAGGGCGUCGACGGUAUCAUCGGCGUGGGGCCCACGGACCUCACGCUCGGCACGCUCUACCCCGCAGUCGACGCGGCGAUCCCGACGGUGAUGGACAACGCCCUCAAGCAGGGGCUCAUCCCCACAGAGAUCCUGGGCUCGAUCACGUACACGCCCGUGACGACGACCUACCCCUCGAACUACUACUGGGGCAUCAACGUCACCAGCGCGACGUACGGAGAGACGACGGUCAUUCCCGCGAGCUACGCGGGCAUCGUCGACACGGGCACGACGCUGAUCUACAUUGCGGACGACUGGUAUCAGACGUACCAGGACUCGAUUCCGGGCGCGUACUACGACGGGAACAACACGGGGCUCAUCGUCAUCCCGUUCGAGGCCAUCCCCUUCAUGCAGCCCUUCACCUUCUACGUCUCCGGUAUGGCGCAGCUCCUCCCGCUGUGGCAAAACGAGGCGUGGGGCGCGGAGCCGAACCUGCAGUACGGCUACAUUGGUCCGAUUGGGUCGCUCAGCGGGGAGGGGCUCGACUUCAUCAUCGGCCAAAAGUUCAUGGAGAGGUUCUACGCGGUUUUCGAUACGCCAAACUCGCGCGUUGGGUUUGCAUAUACGUGA